UUCCCCUCCUCCUCCUCUCUCUCUCUCUCACCUCUCUUUCUUCCCCAGUUUUCUCACAAAAAUCCCACCUUUAUCUAUUUUUCGUGCUCUUUUCCUCUUUUACGAGCCUUAGCAAUGGAAAAGGAGGGAUUUUUCACCACCACACCUGCUCUAAAUUGGCAAGCCGGCGAAACCAGGCUGCCGCCGCCGCCGGAGAUGACCUCCGUCCCCGCUGCGGACUGCUUCCUCAACCUCAACUGGGACCAGACGAUCGAGCAGAGCACCCACUUCGACUCGGCUCUCUCCUCCCUCGUGUCGUCGCCGUCCUCCAACCCCCACACCGCUGCCGCCAACGACAGCGUCGUCAUCCGGGAGCUCAUCGGCCGCCUCGGCAGCAUCUGCAGCUCCGGCGAGAUCUCCCCGACUUCUCGCUACCAUGGUGCCAACACCUCUUGUUAUAGUACUCCCCUGAAUUCCCCUCCCAAGCUCAAUUUGUCCAUGAUGGAGGGCAGGGGAGGAUUGCCGGUUUCCGGGAACAUGGCGAUGCCCACCGCCCAACUAUCACCAUUCGCUGCCGACCCAGGUUUUGCCGAGCGGGCCGCGAGGUCAUGCUUCGGAGGGAGGAGCUAUGGCGGGCUUACCGGCCAAUUCGGGCCGUCGGAGACCGGCAAGCUGUCAAGGGUCUCGAGCAGCCAGUCUCUGAUGGGAGGUGGUUCUCAGAUGGACAUUUCAGAGAAUGGUAAGGAGAUUGCAAUGCAGGAGAGAGCCCAAUUGGAGAUGGGAAUGAGGUCUAAGUUAGGCGGUAGGAUGUCGGGGUCUUCGAUACUGGACAAUGGAGAAUUCGGCAGUGGGCAGGAGGAAUCAUCGGCAUCCGAUCGGAUUGCAGCUGGUGGGGAAGCCUCCUUGAGGGGCAACAGUGAGAACAAUGCAAGGAAACGGAAGGCACCUCCAAAGGGGAAAGGAAAGGAGGCACCUUUGCCCUCCUCUGGCACAAAUCCUCCCAAGAUGGCGGAGGAGGAGGAUUCCAGUCCAAAGAGAAGUAAACCAGCUGAAACCAAUGGAAGCGACAAAGAUACAGCGGUUAAGCCCAAGGCCGAGCAAAAUGGUAGUGCAAUUUCUAGUGGUGAUGCUGGUCAAAAACAGGGAAAGGAGAAUAAUGUCAAGGCCCCCGAGCCUCCGAAAGAUUAUAUCCAUGUCAGGGCUCGAAGAGGCCAAGCCACCGAUAGCCACAGUCUUGCCGAAAGGGUUAGAAGAGAGAAGAUCAGUGAAAGGAUGAAACUGCUCCAAGAUCUAGUGCCAGGUUGCAAUAAGGUAACUGGGAAAGCAGUUAUGCUUGAUGAGAUUAUAAACUAUGUACAGUCAUUGCAGCGCCAAGUUGAGUUCCUUUCAAUGAAGCUGGCAACCGUGAAUCCUAGGUUAGACUUCAAUAUGGAAAAUCUCCUCCCAAAAGAUAUGCAUCAAGCGAGUGGGCCUAUGCCGCCACCGCCGCUUUAUCCAUUAGACGCCACCAGCACAGCAUUCUCAUAUGCUCACCAACCUCAGGGGACCUCUCUGCAGAGUGUUGUGACCAAUGGCCUUGAGAACCAGUGCUCAUUAGACCCAUUGGACACCUCUCUGCAUCGAAGUCUAAGCAUGCAGCCACCUCCCCUCGAUGGCUUUGGGGAUGCCACCUCUCAGCUUGGGACUUUCUGGGAGGAUGACCUCCAGAGUGUUGUUCAGAUGGGAUUUGGGCAGGGCCAGGAGAAUGCAUUUUCCUCGCAGGGCUUCCAUGGUAAUUGAAUUAGAAGACCACUUCUGUCAGGUUGUCAAUCCAUAAUGGAGGAGGAUUUUGGGGAGAAAACUGAUAACCUGUGGAUCCAAGUGCAGGAACAAUUCCCACAAAUCACAUGAAGAUUGAACUCUAAUUCUCUGAAUUCAGAGUAAGAGAGACCUUUGUAUAUAUCGAGAUGUUGGUUCGAGAUGGCACAGGAAGCUUUGAACUAACAAACCAUUAGGUCUGAGCGCAAAAUUUGUGCAAAGAUUUCUUUGACACCACUUGUAAGAUUGUAACCGGUGAGUGCGAGAGCAAGAGGAAAUUCGGUAUUAUGAUGUUGUAAUCUAUUAUCAUGAGAAUACUAUUAGUUCUUAAUUCAUGAUGUUCCUAUCA
This is a messenger RNA of Elaeis guineensis (African oil palm), 2125 nucleotides long. Its product is annotated as transcription factor bHLH62. Gene Ontology annotation, biological process: regulation of DNA-templated transcription. The record is from RefSeq and is a predicted model, not a curated record. NCBI's taxonomy places the organism in Eukaryota, Viridiplantae, Streptophyta, Magnoliopsida, Arecales, Arecaceae. Gene Ontology annotation, molecular function: protein dimerization activity; DNA-binding transcription factor activity. Gene Ontology annotation, cellular component: nucleus.